Molecule: messenger RNA, 5726 nt
Organism: Acanthaster planci (crown-of-thorns starfish)
Lineage: Eukaryota; Metazoa; Echinodermata; Asteroidea; Valvatida; Acanthasteridae
Product: orphan steroid hormone receptor 2-like
Biological process (GO): regulation of DNA-templated transcription
Molecular function (GO): zinc ion binding; sequence-specific DNA binding; DNA-binding transcription factor activity
Source: RefSeq, a predicted model, not a curated record
GAUCUAAUCAGAAAUGUGUCCGUAAAGGUGAGAAUUCUGGUGGGUUCUGUAAGGCAUAUGUCUUGGCGUCGUUUCAGCGUGCUUGCGAUGUAAGCGUGUUCGCAGUGAUUGUUCGCUUGCAUACUGCCUAGUUGAGAGUCUUGCUUUUUUGCGCCCGUACCUGUCAUUUUGUCUCCCAAAGUUUUUCGAAUCGGAAUCACUUCUUCACCGUGAAACUACCAUUGAACUUGUUGCCAAAAUAUUAUCUUAUUAUUCCACAAAACUAUGGAUGAUUUUGAUGGUGCAAAAACGUGUCCAGACGAUUUGUUGUUGUUGCAUGUCCUUUUCCAUUUUAACUUUGACAUGUUGACCUUUGUGCGCGAAGCGGCACGCUUUGUGCACCAAAAUGACCCCUCGUUUAGCAGAGAUGGGAGCAUCCGAGACCCUGCAUUUACUGCCGGCCACCCCCUCAUGUUUUGCCCUGUGUCUAUCUGCUUCCGCUGGGUCAUAACUUGGAUAUUCGGGGCUGGUUUCUGAUGCCAAAACUGGCAAGAUAUCGAAUCAGGCUAGUCAUGCUAGCGUAUGGUCUCCACACAUGGAAGGGUUGUUGCUGUCCGCGGGAAAAAGGAACUUGUGGUCUUUGGAACCCCAACCAUUGGCCAUCUCACCAUCUAGUAAGGUGAAGACAUCAAGUUUUCAGUUGACAUGGAGAGCGCCCAGGUUACUCAAGAGGUAGAAGAGGAACCAGUCAUGGAGGUUGUAGAACACCAGAUGAUACAGGAAACAGUUGCUGAGGAGAUCCCACAUGAGAAUCAGCUUCAAGAUGUCAUGUACAUGGAACAGGUACCACAGACCAGCAGCCAAGAAGUGCAGCAUGUGAUUGAACAGGUUUCUCAGGCAAACCAAAUACAAGAAGUACAGGAAGUUCAACAGGUGUCUCCACAAUUUGUUCAGCAUAUUGUACAACAGAUGCCACCUGGCACAGUUCAACAGGUUGUUAAGAUGCCCAGUCAUGUGGUGGCCCAAGGCCAAACAGUCAGCCAGUUGUCAGGCCAACCAGUACAGAUUGACACAUACAAGGUACAGCAAGUACAAAUCAAUCAACGUACAGUGGAGCAGCUGGUGAAGGUAGACCCACAAGCUACCAUUGAUGAAAUGGCUCUCAAGACAAUGGGGGUGGACCGUAAAACACCACAACGCCCUAUUGAACCAUGCAUGGUGUGUGGCGACAAUGCAUCAGGUCGCCAUUACGGGGCCAUAAGCUGUGAAGGCUGUAAAGGCUUCUUCAAGCGCAGCAUCCGCAAGACGCUAUGCUACACUUGCCGUGGAAACAAGGACUGUCCAAUCAAUAAGCAUCAUCGCAACAGGUGCCAGUACUGUCGGUUGCAGAAGUGCCUACUGGUGGGAAUGAAAUCAGAAUUAGUGCAGUGUGAACGGACACCACUUAAGGCUCGAGGAGAGAAGUCACCAGGAAAUUGUGCUGCAUCCACUGAGAAAAUCUACAUACGGAAGGAUAUCAGAAGCCCUCUGGCAGCUACACCCACAUUCAUUACAACUACAGAUAGGAGUCCAACCUAUCCCAUGCAAAAGACUAAGCUCUUUGAGGAAGGCCUCUUGCUGAAUGUACAAACCCCCACUGUAGUCUCGCAGGCAUCUACUGACACCACCACAGACCUUAGCACCUUGGCUAGUGUAGUCACGUCAUUGGCAAACAUGAACAAAGCUGGUGAGGCUGGACAGGCAGGGGAUGGACAGAUGAUGGUAUCAAAUGGAGAGACAUCAGCUCAGCAGGGUCUGAGCCAACUCAACCAGACACCCAACCAGAUCUCAAAAGCCUUUGACACUCUUGCCAAAGCACUUGCUCCAGGAGGAGAAGGAGGUGAUGGAAACUCAGCACUUGAAAUCAGCAGUCUGUCGGAACAAACUAAUGGCGGCAACAAUCAAAGUGGUUCCCAUGAGCAACAAUUCAUCAAGCUUGAAGGCAACAUGUUGAAUGAGAGUCACAUGCAGUUCAAGCUGACCACCCCUUCUCCUAUGCCACAGUUCCUUAAUGUUCAUUACAUCUGUGAAUCAGCAUCACGACUCCUGUUCCUCUCUAUGCACUGGGCAAGAAACAUCCAAGCCUUUCAAUUACUGGGCCCUGAGUCCAAUGUAACCAUGGUCCAGAAGUGUUGGAGUGAGCUUUUUACUCUGGGUUUGGCCCAAUGUUCCCAGACAAUGGCUCUCUCCACUAUCCUUACUGCAAUUGUCAACCACCUUCAAACCAGCCUGCAGCAAGGUACCGCUGCCAAUUUGUGUGCCGUGCCCCUUGAGCAAGACAAGCUAUCAGCUGACAGGGUCAAAGCAGUCAUGGAGCACAUUUGGAAGCUUCAGGAGUUUGUUUCCGUGACCACUAAGUUACAAGUUGAUGCAUCCGAGUUCGCCUACCUCAAGGCUGCUGUCCUCUUCAGUCCAGAUCAUCCAGGCCUUGUCAACCCUCGACAGAUUGAGAAAUUCCAGGACAAAGCCAUCAGUGAGCUUCGGGAGUAUGAGGCCAAGACCUACCCCAGUGACCCAGAUCGCUAUGGCAAGCUCUUGCUUAGGCUUCCAGCCCUUCGACUCCUCAAUCCAGGCAUCAUGGAGGAGCUUUUCUUUGCUGGGCUGAUUGGUAAUGUUCAGAUUGAUAGCAUCAUCCCAUACAUCCUGAGGAUGGAGACAACAGAUUACAAUGCCCAGAUCACAAUAGCCACCAGCUCUGGACAGUGAAAGGGAAUGCUUCACUUGCAGAUGGUGUAAUGAUGGACCACACUGUUUGAGAAUUCUUCUGUUUUACAUGACAGUCAUUUUAAGGUUCUCUCCUGCUCCAAACCACAAGAAUGUCUUAAGUCUCCCCAAAAUAUGUGGGCUUAUGGGUGAUGCAUGACUGAUAUCAUCCAGCCUUUGUCAUCAGCCAUGUUGGAUUAUCCAAUAUUGGAGGGGAAAAGCCCACAUGGAUAAUUCGUACAAAUUAAUAAAAAAUUGUACAUAAAUUGAAUAAACAUUUCUUGUUUCAAAGUGUUUUAUUGGUAUGGCAUUGAGGGGCAACAAAACAAUCAUGAAGUAAUUUUUUCAUAGCAGAAUUUAAAAUAAGUUAAAAGACUUGCAACAUUCACAGCCAACAUGCAUCCCAAAACAGUUUUGGCAAAUGUUAAAUGUCAGUGAAUCAUUUUGAGUGUUUGGCUCCAACAGUUAGAUUUGAUAUUUAACAACCUUGAAAGAUUGUGCAUUUUGGUUUGUGUUUUGGAUUCAGGGGUAUAUGGGGGGUUGAAUUUUUACAACAUUGCAAGAAUUCAUACAGGUCAUUACACUCAAAAGCUGCACUAUUUAGCUAAAUCCUAUGGAAAGAGGAUCAAACUAUUUUAUUGUACAUAGAACAUCUUUUUGUUCUGUUGCUGUAUAUAAAGCUGGUGAGAUGUAAACAAUAGUGCUAUAGGACCUUCUUUACUUGGCCUAAAUUCUGUCUUCACCACAGAAAGGGGAUGCCUUUUUAAAUCUUUAAGACUUGUACAGUACAUGUUAAAGAUGGCAUUCUAGGAAAGAGGUAGAUUACAAUUUUUUUCAUUUGCUUUUAACUGUGGACAUCAAAUGUGCGCAUUUUUAAACACUAAAACGCUGCAAAUUGAUUAAUAGUAUCCAGCUGCAUUUGUCUUGUAAAAAAUAAACAUGGGUGUUACUUGUAGCAUAUGUGUUAUAUAGGUUUCAAGUUGUGUAGGUAGAUUGCAAGUUGUUGGUCCUUGCCAACUAUGUGACCUGAUUAAAGUAAUUUUAAGUCGACAACACUUUUCCUCAGAUUCAGGGAUCCAAUACCAGAUGUUGUCAACCUUUCUCAUGCCUUUAGAGUAUUCUCAAAUGUAUCCAACACACAACUUAACUCCAGUGCUUGGGCAAAUUAAGAUUUGGCAAUUUGUUUUAUUUGGCAAAUUAAGACUUAGCAAUUUGUUUUAUUUUUUCCUAACAUACAGGACACACGCCCUUCAGAACCUGUGAAAAUGGCAAUUGGUCAUCAUCUUUUGUACCCUUUUGGGACAGGGAUAGGGUUUGAGGAAGAGUGCCUUGUACACUUUAUUAGGAAAGAGGUCAAAACAGAUGAGUGAUGUCUUAAAUUUAAACUGAUUCAUGCCAUCUUCUCUGCAACCUCUGCAGCAACAGAGUGGAAUUUAUUUACCUUAGUUGUAUGUACAGUCAAGGGAAAUAACUUGUUACUGUCUGAAAAUGUCCAUUUUAUUUAUACUCUGCCAACUUUCCAGUGGUACUGGGAUCUUCAGGCUGUUACUGGAUAGUCUUGAUUUGCACAGUGUUCAAAUGGUUAGCUACACGGCAUUGUUCAGAUUUUUAGCAGUGAGCAAUGCCCACUGGGUAGCAUUAAGUGAACUUUUCAUUUGGUAUACACAUUCAUGUUAACAUGUACUUAUUUUGCCUGUUUAAAGUUUGUGUGUAACUUUAUUUUGCAUGUUAAUAACCAGCAGACAUUCUGGUUACAGCAUGUGUAAAGUUUUACUGCAGACUUGUUCUAAAUACUUCUGACCACAAUUCCUUUCUCCACCAUUUGACAAGACACGUUUUUUUUUUUUCAGUUUUGUUUUGAUUUCAGAGUUGCCUUGCAAUUUUGGUGAUGACACAGAUAAUUUCAAUGAACUUUGCUGAGUUGCAUGUCGCUCAUAACAUACAUCACAAAUACUGUUUAUACUAUAUCACAAAUUAAACUGUUCCUGCUUGUUUUAUCAUGUGUAACACAAGUUUGCUUUUAACUUAUAUAUGUUAACUUCCCUCAUGAACAAUUCUUGUGUUAUUUCUGCAACCACAGUUAAUAAAACCUUAACCCUAACACUCCUCAAUCCUUCACCUGUUGGAGGACUGAGGAGUGUUAGGGUUAAUGCACAGGAAAAAUGUGGUUUAUACUCAGAAAUGUCAUAGGUAAACUAAAAGCUUUCCCCACCUCAUUAAUCAGAAUUGCAUGCAUGCUACAUAUUCUUUUUUGUUCAUAUCAAUUAGGGGGAUUAACAUAAACAGUCAAAAGACAAACCUGCUGUACUCUGCAGAAUUUAUCAAGAGUGACAAAGGUUUGACUGUUUAUACUGCAUUAGCAAAACCAAACAGGCAUCAGUUUUGGAUCAUUAUGUAAAAUGUGGAUUAAGAUUGUUUUUAAAGUGAAUGUUGCUCUUGAGAAAUGUGAAGAAUGUGUUGUGAAACUUAUAAUUAAAGUGCUCAAAAUGCAUGGCUAUAUGGUUUAUUGGGAAAGUUGACAACAGUUUGUGUUGGGGGAUGUUUCAUUGGAUACAAGGUCCACAACUGCAGUGUUUUCAGUAUAAUGAACUGAGAAUAGGUUUUGUUUGCGUAUAUUUAAACCCAUACAACUGGUGGUAUUGUUGGUAACAAACAUCAAUGAAUUAACCAUUUUUAUGUAACAAAAAUCUUCAAAUUUUAAUUGUAUUUUUAUUUUAGUUUACCAGUUUGGAUAUUCCGAAAUAUGUGCACAAUCACAGUUGUCAAGGAGAGCACUAACCAGAAUUUAGUUUGAAUGUAAAUGUGACUCAUGUACCUUUGUGCUAAGCACACCAUCCAGGAUGUCAACUUUGUACAUUUUUCUAGCCCACUGUACAAGCUUAUCUCUGUACACCUAUAUCAGUAUGUAUAUACAUGUGCGUGUCAUGAAAUCACUACAGGUGAAUGCUACCAGGUUUCUGAUGUGAUUAAAUAUAAAAAUUAUUGCAUAGUCAGCUGCCAAACAA